CCAGCUAAUGACCUUUGGCGCGCCAAUUCUAAAUUUGGCGCGAUCAUCACAAGCCGUGUAGCGAGUGGUGUGUGCACGCAUAUCGUAAACUUCCCGAAUUGAACAGUUUUGCUGAUCGACUGUCCCUUAAUUAAGAGCUCAAAAAUGGUUAGAACAAAGGCAGAUAACUGUGCAAGAAAGGCUGUCGCAGCCAAGGCACCACGAAAAAAUCUGGGUGCGAGUAGCACGGCGAUGAAAGCUGGAAACUCCAUGAAAUCUCCUGCCGGCAAGAAGGGCAAGUACGGAGGAGGUAAUCCCGUCUGUCCGAGACCGACGCCAGAGUGGCAGAAAGAAAUCACCAAUUUCAUGAUCCGAUCUCCAAGAAGCACAACGAAGCAAAAGGAAAACGUGAACCCUGAUGAUGAGGAAACCACAGGAGCAGGAUGCAGCAAGGAAGACAGGACUGAGGAAGCCCAAAGCAGCAGCUCCAGCAGAACAGAAGAAAUAUCUCAAGGAAUGGAGGAAGAGAACGAGGAUGAAGACGUCAACGAGGAAGAGGAGGAAACGGAAGAAUCCUCAUCAGCCACGUCCUCCAAAAGGAAAUUUAAAAAGAACAAUUGCAUCAGCGACAGCGAAGAUGAUGAUUAAGAUUCAUAUCAAAUAUGUUUAUUACUGUAUAUAAAUUUGUCAUAAUGUCAAAUAUUUUUUCCUCUUUGUAGUGCUCAAAUAUUCCAAUUUGAAUUUGUGUUUUACACAAAGACAACUUAAUUAUUUUGUUUUUCUUUGAGUGUCAGAGCCAUACCUCAACCGAGCCGCUUUGUUACAAUAUUCAUGUACAUUUUUGUGCUUUUAAUAGAAAAAAAACAGGGCCCGCCACCCAAUUUUUGGACCAAAGCGCUUAGACAAUUGGCAUUGCCUGCAAUGUUUCCUCAGAUUAUUUCGGAACUUUGCCACUACUAUACAUGAAUGAAACACCGUAAUAAUGGUUGAUUCAAAGGCGCACGUGAAGAGUUCAAUUUAAACUAUUAGCCCUUCAACAUAAUUUGUCAAAACCUAACUAGAUUGAUUAAUUCUUCAUGUGGUCAGCAGCAGUGUUUUACAUGGGAAAGAUUUCCAUAUACGAAGUUCACUAAUUUUCCUCUGUAUUGACUAUUAACAAGCCCCCAGAUAGCAAUUUCAUGUCAUCAAAGUCAAUUUGAGCAGUGAGAAAAUACAAGCAUUUUCUUAGAAAACACUUAGAAUUUUUCAAUCCAAUCUCAUAGGGUUUGUACACAGGGUGUUGAGUGAACUUCGUAUAUGGAAAUCUUUCCUUUACAUGUAGGUGAAUCCACAGCAAGUCCAUCACUAGUCCUUUCAUUAAUAAAUCACAAGUCUAGUCACCAGUAACAGGGGCUGAACAAUAACAAAGGAAUGGCUUUGUUAUAAUUCAUUUGAAUAGCUUGCGACUUAAGUAGAGACUGAAGGUCUUAAGAUGGACUUGUGAUGGACUCGACUUGUAGUUGUAACACUAGUCUGCAGAGAGCAAGGACCAUUAGCUAAACCCUCCAACUAUUUAAGAGGUCACAAACGGUCAAUCUUCCUCUCCCCCUGGCAUACUGUGUACAAACCAAUGGGAGUCUUGACCAAUAUUGACCCAAGUAAUAACAAGUCUCACAAUGCAUGUUUCCAUAGGAGGGUUAGCUAAAUUAGUCGACUAGUGGUUGAUUUGUGACUUAAUGCCUGCACACUGACAACAUGCGAACGGCUCUUGUCAAAUGGUCAAAUGUCCUAGCUCGCUGUUGUAGCCAGCAAUGCAACUGUGCCCCAUGCUCCGGUUCCAAGGAGUCGACUACAGAGUAGCCCAACCAUCCUUCGUUCAAGCAAAGUUAGUCAAAGUAUGGUUGACUAUAGUUGGCGCCCGAACGUGCUCAGAUAUAUGGGCUUGCAAUGGAGCCCUCUAGAAAUGAGCUGAUGUUACCGACUUGACGUUACUUGUGGAUUGCUUUGAGCCCAUCUUAAGGCAAUCAAUUCUAUUAACCAAGUUAAAGACAGAAAUGAAAUAUUUAUUUGACAAUGGCAUGGUUUUCAGAUAUCCCCGUUUUGAAAUACCUGUUGGUCUUCGCUAAAAAUACAGCUUUUUUCCAACAUGGAAGGCUAAAUGACAGGCUUAUGUUGCAAACCUUGACUUGUGUCUUUCAAGAAAUGAUGGGGAUAUUUAAAUUGUCUCUGUACUUAUCAGGUUCAAGUUACGUUUAUCAAGAAACUGAUUAAAUUAAUAUUGUAAGGAAAACAUUUCAUUAAUUAUAGCAAAAAGAGGGGCAACUGAACUUUUUUCACAGAGUAAGUCUUAUUCAAUAGUUCUCGUCGGUUGAGAUAUUUACAAAUUAUUAAAAAGAAGUUCCAUUGGACUAGUUUUAGGAUGACGUAGGAAUAGAUUUGUAGUUUUUGUUCCUUUGUAAGUCUGCUUGUUCUAAGACUCAGGAUAAGUGUAUCUUUUGUUGUUUAUUAUUAUUUUUUUACGAUUGAUUAUUUCAUAUUAAAAUAAAUCUCAAAGUUGUAAAUCAAUUGAUCUUUAUUGGCUUUGGCAAUAUUCAGGCUGGAUAAAAAUGGUGUCGGAAACAUGAAAUUCAAUGCACUUAAUUGGCAUAUUGGGUAUAGGGAUUUUAGAUUUGUAGUGUACAUAGUUUCAGUUGUGUUUACUUGUGUUCAAUAAAAAAAUUGGUACACCACA
This is a messenger RNA of Patiria miniata (bat star), 2689 nucleotides long. Its product is annotated as PCNA-associated factor-like. NCBI's taxonomy places the organism in Eukaryota, Metazoa, Echinodermata, Asteroidea, Valvatida, Asterinidae. Gene Ontology annotation, biological process: regulation of cell cycle; translesion synthesis. The record is from RefSeq and is a predicted model, not a curated record. Gene Ontology annotation, molecular function: chromatin binding. The coding region runs from base 145 to 627 and encodes 160 amino acids. The transcript has 4 exons. Gene Ontology annotation, cellular component: nucleus.